Messenger RNA from Scutellospora calospora, 1110 nucleotides. NCBI's taxonomy places the organism in Eukaryota, Fungi, Glomeromycota, Glomeromycetes, Diversisporales, Gigasporaceae. The record is from the annotation of a GenBank genome assembly.
AUGUCAAAGGAUACAAUUUUUACAAUAUCUCAAGAAGAACUUGACGCUGAAGCCCGCAUCCGUACCGAAUUUUUUAAUUUAACCAACAAUCAAGUUUUUGAACAUGUAUUUCGCCAUCGCAUGAUGGCAUUCAAACGUGGUGUGACUGUUUUGCAAUCUGCAUCGGAUAUUUUGGGCAAUGACAGUCGUGAACUCAUGAUUCCCUCAUUACACGAAACUUUGCACUCGAUCAUUAACAAUGCUUCUGCAACUGAUGAAUUCCAUAUGUUGGAUGUGGGUUCUGGAUCUGGAGAAGCUAUUGAUUGGUUUUUUGCAAAGAAACUUAAAGAAAUUGUUAAUAUAGGAAAACAAACAAAAAAUGUUAUCCAUAUUAUUGAACCAAAUCCGAUUUUAUUAAAAGCCUAUCAACAAAAAUUACUAGAAUAUAAGCAUCUUAAUGAAGGAAUUGUUUAUCAAGGCCCUGUACAAGACUAUUAUACACAUCAUGUAAAUAUUCUACCAUCACCAAAACCGCCAGUUCCUGUUGAUUUCAUAAAUUGUAUGCACAUGAUUUACUAUUUAACCGACAUCACAAAGUUAAUAAUUGAUCCUCGUCAAGAUAUUAUAGAUUUUGUAACUUUCUUAUACGGAUUACUAAAGCCAGGUGGUGCAAUUUACAUUGCGUUUCUUGAUAUGGGAAGUGCAUUCGCUUCGAUCAGUAGUAAAUUUUACGAACAAAUCAUCGAAGAUGUGAAUGUUCCAAAAAAAAUUUCUCAAGUAAUUAAAGCUCGAAAUGAACUUUUAUUUGAAGGUAAAAUUUUGGAAAUUUUAGAGUCACAAAUAGUUGAUAAAAAUACACGACCAAAAGUUUUUAGCAGCAGGAUGCCAAGUGGUUUUUAUGCAAGGUCAUUGGGAGACCUCGCGGUAUUAACUUUAGCUGGAGAAUUGUUAAGGUCGGAUGAUGAUAAUUUUGAUAUUAGAAUGUUUGAUUUUGCUAUGAAAGAAUUAAAAAUUGCAGCUGUUACGCCUGGAGAAGAAAAACCAUUUGGAUUAACACGUUGCGUUCGCGGCGGUGAAAAUGUUUGGAAAAUUGAUCACCCCUUAAUUAUCAAUGUUAUUAGCAAAGAACAC